Messenger RNA from Debaryomyces fabryi, 825 nucleotides. RefSeq names its product Mgm101p (gene MGM101). The record is from RefSeq and is a predicted model, not a curated record. Gene Ontology annotation, biological process: interstrand cross-link repair; recombinational repair. Gene Ontology annotation, cellular component: mitochondrial nucleoid; mitochondrial chromosome. The transcript has a single exon. NCBI's taxonomy places the organism in Eukaryota, Fungi, Ascomycota, Pichiomycetes, Serinales, Debaryomycetaceae. Gene Ontology annotation, molecular function: single-stranded DNA binding. The coding region runs from base 1 to 825 and encodes 274 amino acids.
AUGAUACAUGGUAAGUAUUUAUCUACUUCAAGUAGAUUGAUGAAGUCAUCUUUCUUGAGUGCUAGAUUUAGCAGCAAUUAUGCCAAGGGCACUAUUAAGAAGAUGCCAUAUAACUCAGCCUUUCAAAAAUCCUACUAUUCAAGCCCAGCAGCAAAGAACAGUACGACAGGCAAUUCUAUUUCAGCAUCUACUUCCAAACCUAUUAAUAAUGAUUCGGAGCAAUCAUCGUCAAGUAAUACGAUUAAGUCGUUUAGUGAUUCGCCAGCCAUCACUAGUUCACUGGAGGCAGGUUCACCUAUCAACUGGUCUGAUUCUUUUCAUGGCCUAGGUACUGCACCGUUCCCAAAGGAGGUAAGUGACAUACUUUUAGCUCCGAUAGAGAAUGAUGACAUUGAAAUAAAGCCAGAUGGGCUUUUAUACCUCCCCGAAAUCAAAUACCGUAGAAUCUUGAAUAGGGCAUUUGGACCAGGAGGGUGGGGAUUGGCGCCACGUACUGAAUCGCUAAUUACCCCAAAACAAAUUUCUCGUGAAUAUGCUUUAAUUUGUCACGGAAGACUCGUAAGCGUUGCAAGAGGUGAACAAGAUUAUUUUGGUGGGGACGAAAAAAUAACUACUGCGUUAGAAGGUUGCAAGAGUAAUGCAUUGAUGAGAUGCUGUAAAGAUUUAGGUAUUGCUAGUGAAUUGUGGGAUCCUGGCUUUAUUAGAAAAUGGAAAAAGGACUUCUGUGACGAAAUAUUUGCUGAACAUGUCACUACGAAGAAGAAGAAGAAAUUAUGGAAAUUAAAAAAGAACAAAACAUUAGAUUAUCCAUACAAGAAAAUAUAA